AUGUAUCAAAACAUGACUCUUGCGGGUGCUUCUUUUCCGAGUAUAGAACUGCCGCCGACACUCCCUGACCACUCUAUAACCUUUUGGCCACUUGCAGCGUUGCUUGCCCUUAUGGUCUAUUUUUCCUGUAAUCGACCACUCGGUAAUAUCAGAGACAACCAAAUCCCCAAAGGGCCCAGAGGCCUUCCUAUUCUGGGCUGCUUCCUAUCUUUGACCAAAUUCCCUGAACUUACGCUGGACAAAUGGGCCCAUCAAUACGGCGGGCUCUAUUCAGUCUGGAUAGGCAGCCAACUGUUCGUCAUAAUAUCCGACCCAAAGGUCGCCAAAGACCUGAUGGUCACGAACGGCACGGUAUUCUCCUCGCGAAGGGAAACCUAUAUUAAGGGCCAAACAGUCUUCAGCCUCCGUGGUGUUGUUUCCAAUCCCUAUAACGACCGGUGGCGCAAGCACCGCCGUCUUGCCAACAACUGGCUGACUCCGCGCGCUGUAAGAACAUAUGUCCCGAUGAUGGAGCGCAAGUCGAGAGCUCUCAUCAAGGACAUGCUCGAUGAGAGUCAGCAGGGGUUGAUACCCGUUAGCCCCCAGCCUCACGCCAGUUGCUGCGCAUUCAGCGUUAUGGCUGAAAUCACUUUCGGGGCCCGCUUUGAAGGAACCGACCAUCCGGUCGUGAAGCGUGGCGCGGAGCUUAACAAGGAGUUUGUGAACUGCACUGGCCCCGUAUCUAACCUCGUGGACUUCAUUCCCAUCCUGCAAUUCUUCCCCAGUGCCAUGCAGAGACGCGCAAAGAAACUCCACUGCGGCCUGGUGGAAACAUAUGGCGGGCUGCUUACGGAGAUUGAACAGAAACUGCAGCAAGGAGUGGAUGUACCGAAAUGUCUUGCGAGAGCUCUAGUUGAGUGUCGCGAGAAAGAUGACUUGGAUGAUCUGGACGCAGCCAUGCUGGUCUCUGCUUUCAUGAUCGGGGGUGUUGAGACGACCGCCGCCAUAAUGCAAUGGUUCUUCGCAAUAAUCCCAGCAUACCCCGAGAUCCAGAAAAAGGCCCAGGCCGAGCUCGACCACGUAGUUGGCCGUGAGCGUCUACCCAACAACGACGACGAAGAGAACCUCUCCUACUGCCGCGCCAUAAUCAAAGAAGUCGGACGCUUCCGCAGCCCUUUAUGGCUGAGCACCCCGCAUUCAACCAGCGAGGACUUUGUCUACGGCGACCAGUUCAUUCCCAAGGACACAGUUGUCUUGCUGAAUACAUGGACAAUGCAGCGAGACCCCGUGCGUCACCCAAACCCGUAUGAAUUCGACCCCGAACGGUACAUAGACGACCCCCUCAGCUCCUCCGAGAGCGCCAAAACGCCCGACCCCAUGCAGCGCGACCACUGGGUAUUCGGUAUCGGGCGACGAGUGUGUCCCGGGAUUAUGGUCGCCGAGCGCGAGCUCUUCCUUGUUAUCUCGCGGAUGCUCUGGGCGUUUGAUAUGCGUGAGAUUCCGGGCGAGCCGGUUGAUUUGAAGGAGUAUGAGGGGUUGUCUGGGAGGUCCCCUAAGCCGUUUCGGAUUCGGCUUGUGCCGAGGCAUGAGGGUGUUGUUGGGGUGUUGGAGGGUGAUUCUCAGUAUAGAUCUAGAUAG
Aspergillus puulaauensis is the source of this 1617-nucleotide messenger RNA. Its product is annotated as cytochrome P450. Gene Ontology annotation, molecular function: monooxygenase activity; oxidoreductase activity, acting on paired donors, with incorporation or reduction of molecular oxygen; heme binding. Bases 1 to 1617 code for a protein of 538 amino acids. The transcript has 7 exons. The record is from RefSeq and is a predicted model, not a curated record. Lineage: Eukaryota; Fungi; Ascomycota; Eurotiomycetes; Eurotiales; Aspergillaceae.